Molecule: messenger RNA, 1535 nt
Organism: Thermothelomyces thermophilus ATCC 42464
Lineage: Eukaryota; Fungi; Ascomycota; Sordariomycetes; Sordariales; Chaetomiaceae
Exons: 2
Coding region: 396-1241 (281 amino acids)
Biological process (GO): rRNA (guanine-N7)-methylation
Cellular component (GO): nucleolus
Molecular function (GO): rRNA (guanine) methyltransferase activity
Source: RefSeq, a predicted model, not a curated record
AUCGCCCACACACAGCACAACAACAAUUCUUUGGUGGAUGGGCUUCAAGUUCAAAGACGACUGCAGCGAGCUAGGUCGUACUCUCUGACAGAUACAUAGUCAAAUCGAGAUUCCUGUUCGGCGCGCUUCGAUCCCCACGACUUCUCAAAUCUACGAUAGGCAGUAUAUUAGCACGUCUUGCAUUCUGUUCGCUGGCAACUCGGCCCCAAGAACGAACGGGCAAAUUGCCCCACCACGUACCAAAUUUCCUCCCGAUUUCAGCCUGCGAUUGCGAAAACUACGACGCUCGAUAAGCCUGUUCUAGACCGGGUUCAGCGAACUGUGAUCUAGGGGGGCGUCGCUCAUACGUGUACACGCGUGCCAACUGAGUCAAAGUUACAACUACAUCCGUCAACAUGUCGCGCCCUGAGGACACCCUCCAGGCCGACGUCCACUACGACGAUGUCGAGGCGCGCAAGUACACGACAAGCUCCCGGAUCCAAAACAUCCAGGCCGCCAUGACGCGGCGGGCGCUCGAGCUCCUCAACCUCAAGUCCCCGAGCUUGAUCCUCGACAUCGGUUGCGGGAGCGGCCUGUCGGGGGAGAUCAUCUCGUCCGUCUCGGAAGAGGACGGCGGCCCGCACGUGUGGGUGGGGAUGGACAUCAGCCCGUCGAUGCUGGACGUGGCGCUGCAGCGGGACGUCGAGGGCGACCUGCUGCUGGCCGACAUCGGGCAGGGGGUGCCGUUCCGGCCGGGCACGUUCGACGCCGCCAUCAGCAUCAGCGCCAUCCAGUGGCUCUGCAACGCCGAGAACAGCGAGACGUCCCCCGCCGGCCGGCUGACCCGCUUCUUCAACGGGCUCUACGCGGCGCUCAAGCGGGGCGGCAUGGCCGUCUGCCAGUUCUACCCCAAGAACGACGUGCAGAAGCAGAUGAUCACCUCGGCCGCCGUCAAGGCCGGCUUCGGCGCCGGCCUGCUCGAGGACGACCCGGACACCAAGAACGUCAAGGUCUACCUGGUCCUGACCGUGGGCAACACCGCCGUGGCCGGCAAGGGCGGCGACAUCACGGGCGUCGUCGACGGCAUGGACAACGUCGAGGUGUUGGACAACCGGAAGAAGAAGGCCAAGAGCGGCAAGGGCGAGAUCAAGAAGGGCAGCAAGGCUUGGAUCAUCAAGAAGAAGGAGCAGAUGGAGCGGAAGGGCAAGAUCGUCAAGGCCACCUCCAAGUACACCGGGCGGAAACGGCGCCCUCAGUUCUGAUGAUCUCUCGGUUUUCUUUCCUGCAUUUUUUUUCUUCAUAUUUCUUUUGCUGCAUCUUCCUUUUCAGGGGCUGCAUUUGGAAGGGGCGUUUUGGGUCUGGCGACAAAAGCACAUAUACUGUUGAUAUACUUUCCUUUUUGGCGCACAAAUCUGAUACCCUGCUUUUUGUUUUCUUCCCCGUGGCUUCGAUUUUCACAUAUGUUGCUUGCCGUUACGGUUAGACUCUGAACCACUAGAAGAGACAUCUCGGGGCCGCGUUGCUCCCUCCCUUCGAGCUCGUCCAUCUCUUGCUUU